UUCUUAUCAUGUCAAACGUAUUCGUCAUUAAGUCUUGGUCACAACAAUGGUGCGGAAUAGCGAUUUCUUAUGAUCUCUUACGACCAUGGAGAGUGUCGAUGUUGGCUCGAAGGUAUACAUACUUCUAACCUUAUUUUCUUUUCUUUUAAGAAGUUAUUCAAAUGAGACAUUGUGACAAGAAUUUUCUAAUAUGAAGUUGGUGCUUGAGCAAUUCCUAAUUAGUUAAGAAGAAGUUAUGGAUCUGCAUGUAUAAUGCAUUUCAAUAUGUCCUUAAGCAUCGCCAUCAUUGGACUGGCAACCUGUUUCCUUUCUGAAUCAAAUUAUUCUUGAAUCUCUGCCUUGAAUAACUUUUUCCAGAUACGGAUGGUGCGUGCUGUUAGUAUUUAUUCGAGCUGGUGUGACGAAUAAAUUUGGAAUCCACGUGCUGACGAAAUGUCGAAUUCAGAAGUGUCAAGAUCAGACACACUCAAUUGCGCAUCGUACCUGCUGUUUAAUAAGUUAACCACAUGUGAUCGAGAGUUGACCCCAUAGACAAGGUAUUACAUUCCUAAUGGCUAGUAGGUCAGUGACACCAGGCACGAUUCUGCCUCUAUUGCAGUGGCUCUGUCUGGUCAACAAUCACGUUGUCGUAAACCCAAACAUUAUUGAAGAAAGUGAUAACUUCAUUCUGUCGUUUCAGAAAGUAUUUCAUGCAUCGCAGUACUUUGCUUCAAGAACGCUUCAGCAGCAAUCGAGCACUCAUUAUUCAACACGGAAAGGUCAAACAAAUGCCUAGAAUGCAAAGAAAGUCGUUUUGGGCACUACCAUGAAAUAUAAUCCAGCACAUGCUACAUAACAAGGACUAAGGUAUUUGUGGUCACCAUCGCAGCGCAACGUUUCGAGCGCUUCCAUAAGCUGAACAUACGGUAAUAUACCACAGUGACGGCUUUUAAGGAUCCCUGCAACACGUAGAUCUAAGGCAACUUGAAUUGUUC
Messenger RNA from Plasmopara halstedii, 974 nucleotides. RefSeq lists its product as uncharacterized. The transcript has a single exon. The coding region runs from base 551 to 775 and encodes 74 amino acids. The record is from RefSeq and is a predicted model, not a curated record. NCBI's taxonomy places the organism in Eukaryota, Oomycota, Peronosporomycetes, Peronosporales, Peronosporaceae.